UUAUUGUGGUCAAUGUGUACUUUUGAAGUUUAUUAAAGGUGUUUUUAAAUAGGUGCAGUUUCGUCGUUGGUAUAUAGAAUUUCCGGUGCAGCCAUCAAAAUGAGAAGACAAAUAUCAGCACCAGACUAUAAUUUGGAGGACAAAAAUAAUGAAUUAGUGGCCAGUCCCCCGGGCGGCGCGGGCGCAGCACAUGAAGAAGCACCGCGCCCUCCGCCUCCCCCUGCACCAAGAAAUGGCACUUCUUCCAAGCAAGGCGGCCUGACAAUAGUCCGGCGCUCUUCAAGUCGAGGCAAGACAGAAUCCUCGCCGCCCACGGAUGAACAGCUGGAUCAACUAGAUCUUGAAACGGAGCACUUGCCUGCUGUAGACACGCCAGAUGCUUGCGACAAAGCCGCUCUUAGAUUACGCUACCUCUUAAGACAAUUGAACAGAGGUGAAAUAGCAGUGGAAACAUUACAAAAUAAUCUUCAAUACGCCGCUAAAGUUCUGGAAGCAGUCUACAUCGACGAGACCAAGAUUACGAGGCAUGCAGAGCAGCCGCGUGUUCAACCAACCACUCUUCACAUGAGACGACUGCGCACACCCUGCUGGGCAAGAUGUUCUGUAGAAAAACCGAAUGAAGCAAAACGCUUGGCUGAUGAAGAUGACGAACUAUCUGAAGUACAGCCUGAUGCAGUACCUCCUGAGGUUAGGGAGUGGCUGGCUUCAACGUUCACGAGGCAGUUGGCGACGGCAAAGCGGAAGUCUGAUGAGAAACCCAAGUUCAGAUCGGUGGCACAUGCAAUACGAGCUGGAAUAUUCGUGGAUAGAAUCUACAGGCGGGUGACAAGUACUGCCCUGAUGCAGUUUCCCCAAGAUGUAGUCAGAGUUUUGAAGACAUUGGACGAAUGGUCGUUUGAUGUGUUCGCGUUACACGAAGCAUCUUUGGGAUCACCAAUCAAAUAUUUAGGAUACGACUUGUUGAAUCGAUAUGGGAUGAUACACAAAUUUAAAGUCCAGCCAACGACGUUAGAGAACUUUCUAAGUCGAAUAGAGGAAGGCUACUGCAAGUUCCACAAUCCCUACCACAACAAUCUUCACGCGGCCGACGUAGCACAAACCGUGCACUACAUGCUGUGUCAGACUGGACUCAUGAACUGGUUAUCAGACCUGGAGAUAUUCGCGACUCUCGUAGCAGCGAUUGUACAUGACUUCGAGCAUACUGGUACCACCAACAACUUCCACGUGAUGUCAGGAUCUGAUACGGCGUUGCUUUACAAUGAUAGAGCUGUUCUUGAGAACCAUCACAUCAGCGCAGCAUUCAGACUGUUACGUGAUGAAGAGAACAACAUAUUGCAAAAUUUAUCCCGGGACGAGUUUCGGGAGUUCAGGACCCUCGUGAUCGACAUGGUGCUGGCCACAGACAUGUCGUUCCACUUCCAGCAGCUCAAGAACAUGAGGUCCUUACUCACACUUGCUGAACCAUCCGUUGACAAAUCUAAAGCUGUUUCCCUUGUACUACAUUGCUGUGAUAUCUCACAUCCAGCCAAGCGAUGGGACCUGCACCAUCGGUGGACGAUGAGCCUAUUGGAUGAGUUCUUCUUACAAGGCGACAAGGAGAGGGAGCUGGGACUGCCGUUCAGUCCUUUGUGUGACAGGAAUAACACCCUCGUGGCAGAAUCUCAGAUCGGUUUUAUAGACUUCAUCGUUGAACCAAGCAUGACCGUGUGCGCUGAUAUGUUGGAGUAUAUCCUAGGACCACUGCAUUCAAGUACGAAGACCUCAACAAGUACUGUCAAACAAGAUUCUAUCAACGAAGAAAGCGCAGGAGCGGAAACUAAUACGAAAUUUAAAAUAAAAAAGCCUUGGGUAGCUUGUUUAAUGGAUAACAAAAAGAUUUGGAAGGAGCAAGCCACGAAAGAUGCAGAAGAUCGAGCAAAAUUGGAAGAAGAGGAGAAUGGACCGCCACCAACACAGCCGGAUGAAUAAUAUUUAGCCACUUUUGUAAAUAGUAUUAGAAAUACUUGUUCAAAUAUGUUCCAGUCGUUUUUGAACAAGGAUUAAGGAUAUUGUGCUUAUAUCUUGUAUGUAUAGAGUUGCAUGAGGAGAAUUCAAUUGGAAGUAAUUCCAGAAAAACGUUACAAACCACAAUCAUGCCGGAAUUGAGUUAAGAAAACAAAACUGGUCACGUGAUUCACAUUAACGGACUGACCAAAAAUGGUAGCCCUACUGUCACUUUUUAAAUGACAUCAUGACUUAGUAGCCCAACCCACAUGUAUGGAAUACACAAAUAUUAAUUAAACUUUUAACACGAAUUCCUUUAAAUGUGAUGUUUGUGGCUUGGAAAGGUUUUUAGGAACUACGUUCAAUUGCAAAACAAAAAUCCGAAAUCGUUGUCCUUUUAAAAAGUUAUGUUUUAAUAAUGCUGCUUCAAUGUUUAGAUAUUUAAAUACCCUAUUCAAUGACGUAAAUUUUAUUCCAAAAUGAUUAUCCAAUAUGGAGCUAGCUCGGCAUAAGAAAUUAAAAUAGAGACACAUUCAGCAACUUUUUUCACUGUGAAAAAAUACUGUUUUAAAAAUCCUGCCUUAGUGUUAAGUACAUAACAUUAUCUAGUUUUGAAACAACAAUAUUUUUCUCAUUCUUCAUAGAACUAAAUUUUCGUUUGAAGUUUUAGAAAAUAUAAUUAAACAAAACAAAAACUAAAUUGAUACCGCUACUAAUACUGUCUUCUGUCGAACUGAUUAAUUGACGCUUAAACGUGUAUGUAGAAGCAUGAAUUUACAUAUUAUAUUGACACUAUUUAAAUUAAUUUAAAAUAUACAGUUCUCUACAAUGUAGUGUCGAGUCUGCAUAAUGUAUAAGGAACAACGGUGACUGCACAAUAUACUAAUAGAACAGUAAUUUAACUUUACCAGUGGGAGGCUCCUUUGCGCAGGAUGCCGGCUAGAUUAUGGAACCACAACGGCGCCUAUUUCUGCCGUGAAGCAGUCAUGUGUAAGCAUUACUGUGUUUCGGUCUGAAGGGCGCCGUAGCUUGUGAAAUUACUGGGCAAAUGAGACUUAACAUCUUAUGUCUCAAGGUGACGAGCGCAGUUGUAGUGCCAUUCAGAAUUUUUUGGGUUUAUCAAGAAUCCUGAGCGGCACUGCAGUGUAAUGGGCAGGGCGAAUCAAUUACCAUCAGCUGAACGUCCCGCUCGUCUUGUCCUUUAUUUUCAUAAAAAAAACUUCUUACUAGAGCGCCCGAAUCGAUUACACGCCCGCUAAGCAAUCUUGGGAAGACGUAACUAUGGAGUGCCACGCCGUACGCCGAGAGUGGUCGCUGGCCGAGUUAAUUUAUCUACGCCGCGGCGUCCCUGUCGUUAAUCUCUUAAGUAUAAAUUUUAAUGUAAAUAUAAAUUUCAAGGAGAACGCUAAGUUACGCUACUGUUCUAUAACGGCCGUUUCCAAUAUACUAUCUACAGAUAGAGAUAAAUUACUACCUUCUACUGUCAGUAAUUAGCUGUCAAUAAUCUGAAGCUGUCCCAAUAUACCCGAUAAGUCAUUCUUAUCGCCUUAUAUUGGGACGCGUGAAUUGCAAUUUCCAUACAAACUUCAUACCGCUGGUAGGCUAGACGACGUUCCAUUGACAGACAGCGUGCACGGAUAAGCUGAGCUACCGUCGACAAGUAAAGUUAACGAUAAUUAAGAUUUUUAUCUCAAGUAAGAGAUAGACUGAAUAUUGGGAACGGCCGUAACUUGUAUUGUGGUGAAGGGGAACGAAAAAUGAUGAAUUUGUGUGUACGGCUUACCGAAGGGAAACGACCCAAUUGACAGCUUUCCUUCCCGGAGUUCUUUGUAAUCGGAUAAUACCUUCCUCUUUAAAUACGUAUGCUAUUGUAAAUUUGCUUGGAAGCCGCGUAGUAAGUUAUUUUGCAUUGCAGAGUAACUACGGUUAACUUAGAUGUUAAGUAAUUUAUUUAAAUCGAUCGAAACUGGCUUGCAGUGAAGUACUACGAUUUGAUUUUAGUUGAACAACUUUUAUUGUACACCAAAAAAUGAAAAAAACUCGGCAGGACCUUGUACUAUUGUUUAUAUAAAAUUAUAUACCUAUAGGUAUCUAUCUAAAAUUUUAAUUAUAAAACAGUAAACAUAGCUAUGCAUUUAUGUGUUAUUUAGAAUAUGCGUUAGCUGUAAAUAGCUGUUAGCAAUUUAUCGACGUCUCGUAUUUCAUUGUAGAUAUAACAUAAUAUAUGUAGGCAUCGUCGUUUUAAAUUUAUUAUCUUAGACUCAAUAAACAAGCAAUUGAAAAUUUUAUUCGUAACUCAAAAUAUACGCCUAUAUGUCUCUAGGUUUAUAGAAAUAUCUACGGCCGUUUUCAAUAACCUAUCUAUCCUUAGUUUAACUUACGGAUACAUAGCUGUCACCGUUUAAUGACAAGAUCUGAUCUAAGAUUGAUGUUAAUUUAAGUUUGCUUGGUAUGUAUAUCUUUUUAUAGUAUAGUACAGUAUAUUAUAAUUGUUACAGAAAUUAAAACGUGAACUGACUAUGUAUUCCACUAUAAGUUUGCAUGCCUUAUGGGUUAGGAUAAGAGCACCUGUUAAUUAUAAAUCAACAACAUCUUAUUAUUACCUACCUUAUCUUGCAAAUAAAGAUGAUUUGAUUUGAUUUGAUCUUAUUUAUCCAUAGUUAUGUCCAAUAUAGUUAUCAUCCAAUGCUAUCUGUCAAUAGGUUAUUGAAAUGUAUGUAAGCGUAAAAGGAUAGAUUUGUCUACGUCUAGUAGGUAAGUUAAACUAAGGAUAGAUAGGUUAUAGAAAACGGCCCUUAAUGAGAUUACGGAUUUGAUAUAGGAGCGGUAGGUACUAUGUAGAAUCCGUUACUAGAUACUUCUAAGUUUAGAAUAGGAAAGUAAAGCUAAUAUAGGUAAAUAUUACCUGCUGGUUUCGGAGCAAACUAUACUUGUAGAAGUAUCUCUAUAGUAGGAUACUUAUUAUAUAUAUGUUAUAUAUCUCUAUCAAGUAGUCACUACUAUUAUAAUAUUAAAAUUAGUGCAUAUAAUGUAGAUUGUUUACAACUUAUUUAUGUAUGUGACAAAUACGCUUAUUAAUUUUAAUGUAUCCCUUUGUAUAAUACCUACUCGAUACUCCUUGACCAAUUGAUAGUGUUAUCAAUAUUUUUCAACUAAGUAAAUGUAUGUUAUAGGAAAUCAUUAAUGUAUAUUUAAAUUUGCUUAAAAUAAGAAGUAAUUCCGCUUCUAGAGAAGGAAAAACUAGUUUUGCUGCAAUAGAAGCACAUAAUACAAUAAAUAUGAGCACAAAAAUAGUUGACCAACCCCACUGAUGACUUUUAACUACAAUAAAAACUAGACUCUCAAUCACACUUAAAAAUUGUUUCGACCGCGCUUUGAAUACAACGCCACGCAAUGACAAAGUGCUCAA
This is a messenger RNA of Leptidea sinapis, 5392 nucleotides long. RefSeq names its product dual specificity calcium/calmodulin-dependent 3',5'-cyclic nucleotide phosphodiesterase 1 (gene Pde1c). The record is from RefSeq and is a predicted model, not a curated record. The transcript is spliced from 14 exons. Gene Ontology annotation, biological process: signal transduction. Lineage: Eukaryota; Metazoa; Arthropoda; Insecta; Lepidoptera; Pieridae. Gene Ontology annotation, molecular function: 3',5'-cyclic-AMP phosphodiesterase activity. Bases 100 to 1968 code for a protein of 622 amino acids.